This is a messenger RNA of Gossypium arboreum, 1010 nucleotides long. Its product is annotated as anthranilate N-methyltransferase-like. The record is from RefSeq and is a predicted model, not a curated record. Lineage: Eukaryota; Viridiplantae; Streptophyta; Magnoliopsida; Malvales; Malvaceae. The transcript has 2 exons. Gene Ontology annotation, molecular function: protein dimerization activity; S-adenosylmethionine-dependent methyltransferase activity; O-methyltransferase activity. Bases 66 to 497 code for a protein of 143 amino acids. Gene Ontology annotation, biological process: methylation.
UCAAGAGACUAUAAUAUAGAUUGGGGUAAAAGAGCUUCUUCCAGUAUCAACCAAAACAAGAAGAAAUGAAUUCACUCGUGAAUCAGCUGAGAUCCUCGUACCCCAUGUCCGAAGAAGAAGAAGCAUUCAGUUAUGCUUGGUAUUUACGAACCUCCCACAUGUUUACUUACGUUUUGGAUGCCGCAGUUAAGCUCGGUGUCUUCUAUAUAUUAACGAAGGCAGGUCCUGAUGUGAAGCUUUCUUCGAACCAGAUCGCGUCGGAGAUUCGUGAGAAGAAUCCCGACGCGCCUUCCCUUCUCGAUCGCAUGCUUCGGCUCCUCGCUUGCCAUGGUUUAGUUACUUGCGUUUUGCGAAAGCUCGAUGCCGGUGCGGGUGAUGGAGAAGAUGGUGAAAGAGUGUAUGAGAUUACUUUGGCUGGUAAAGCUUUUGUUAAUGACGAACAUAAUGGAUCUUUGGCUGUUUUUACUAGCGACAAGGCCAACAUUGAAGUCUGGUAAUCCCCAACCAUAGUGGGCUUGGAGCUGUGAGGGAAUUUGGAGUGGCCACCCAUUCUGAAAGUUUGAUUUUCUUCUGGUGAACUAGACAUCCUUUUAAUUACGUUUGAGGUUUUGGGCUUUUAAAUGUAAUAAGGCCGCUUAUUUAUUUUUGAUGGUUUUUAAUAUGUAUUACUAAGAUAGGUAAUACUUAUUUUAACUGUUGAAAUUGGAUAGCUUUAGGGCGCGUUUUCAAAAACAACAGUUGAUUUCAAAAUAACACGACAACAAGCAAAGCUUCCGCAAUGAAAGUAUUUUCCAAAAUUAAUCACUUUUCCUAAAAAUGACUUAAUCGAAUCGGUUUCCUAGAAAUAUCCAUGACGUUAAGGUGUGGCAAUGGCGGUAUGCAUGUCUAGGAUUGGAUCCGAAGAGAGCUUGGUACUUAAGCAGUCUGAUGGACUCACCACCUCUUUUCCGGUUUCCUACCUGGUGCACAGCUUCCAUUCACCUUAACCCUUAAUGAAUUAAUCUUUUGAA